AUGAUCCUCACCACCAUCAUUGCAAACUGCAUCGUCCUGGCUCUGGAACAGCAUCUUCCGGAUGGAGACAAGACGCCUCUGUCUGAACGACUGGAGGACACGGAGCCCUACUUCAUAGCCAUCUUCUGUUUUGAGUCGGGGAUAAAGAUCCUGGCUCUGGGUUUUGCGUUACACAAGGGCUCCUAUCUGAGGAACGGCUGGAACGUCAUGGACUUCGUGGUCGUGCUCACCGGUAUUUUGUCGUCAGGGGCAUCUCAGCUUGAUCUGAGGACACUACGAGCCGUCAGAGUGCUGCGACCACUGAAACUGGUGUCUGGGAUUCCCAGCCUGCAGGUUGUGCUCAAGUCCAUUAUGAAGGCUAUGAUCCCCCUGCUGCAGAUUGGCCUGCUGUUGUUCGUGGCCAUCCUCAUGUUCGCCAUCAUCGGCCUGGAGUUCUACAUGGGGAAGUUCCACACUACGUGCUACGACAAAGUCACACGAGAGGUAGUGGACGAGUUACCAUGUGGCACAGAGUUGCCGUCCCGGUUGUGUCCCAACGGCACAGUGUGUGAGGGUCGCUGGAUUGGCCCCAACUACGGCAUCACCCAGUUCGACAACAUCCUGUUCGCCGUGCUCACCGUCUUCCAGUGCAUCACCAUGGAGGGAUGGACAGACAUGCUCUACUACAGUAACGAUGUGGAGGGCAGUGCCUGGAACUGGAUGUACUACAUCCCCCUCAUCAUCAUUGGCUCCUUCUUCAUGCUCAACCUGGUGCUGGGUGUACUCUCAGGUGAAUUUGCCAAAGAGAGAGAGCGAGUGGAGAACAGGAGCGAGUUCCUGAAGCUGAGGCGACAGCAGCAGAUUGAGAGAGAGCUCAACGGAUACCUGGAGUGGAUCUGCAAAGCAGAGGAGGUGAUUUUGGCUGAGGAGGACGGCACGGGGAACUUUGAUGGUUCGAGGCGAAGGCCAACCAUCAAAACCAAAAACAACAAGACAGAGCUGCUGAACCCUGAGGAAGGAGAAGACAACAUUGGAGAUGCAGUAGGUUUUGCCCGCUCCAGUAUAAAAAGCGGUAAGGAUGGCUCCAAUUACAGUAAGAAGGAGCGACGACUGCGAUUCUUCAUCCGGAAGAUAGUGAAGACGCAGGCUUUCUAUUGGACGGUGCUCUGCCUGGUGGGCCUCAACACCAUGUGUGUGGCUGCGGUGCAUUACGAUCAGCCGGUGCUGCUCUCUGACUUCCUCUUCUAUGCAGAGUUUAUCUUCCUCGGUUUGUUCAUGUCUGAGAUGCUGAUCAAGAUGUAUGGUCUGGGCAUGCAGCCCUACUUCCACUCUUCAUUCAACUGCUUCGACUGUGUGGUCAUUGUGGGCAGUAUCUUCGAGGUGGUGUGGGCCACCAUCAAACCAGGAACAUCCUUUGGGAUCAGUGUGUUACGAGCUCUGCGACUGCUCCGCAUCUUCAAAGUCACCAAGUAUUGGGCUCCUCUUCGAAACCUCGUGGUUUCUCUGCUAAACUCCAUGAAGUCCAUCGUCAGUUUGCUGUUCCUCCUCUUCCUCUUCAUUGUGGUCUUUGCCUUGUUGGGGAUGCAGCUGUUUGGAGGACAAUUCAACUUUGAAGGUGGAACCCCAUCUACUAACUUUGACACGUUUGCAGCAGCGAUCAUGACGGUGUUUCAGAUCCUGACAGGAGAGGACUGGAACAUGGUGAUGUAUGACGGCAUCGAGUCCCAGGGAGGCGUGAACGACAAAGGGAUGGUGUUCUCCAUCUUCUUCAUCGUCCUCACGCUUUUUGGCAACUACACUCUGCUUAACGUCUUCUUGGCCAUCGCUGUCGACAAUCUGGCCAACGCCCAGGAGCUCACCAAGGACGAGGAGGAACAGGAGGAAGCAGCCAAUCAGAAGACGGCAAUGCAGAAAGCUAAGGAAGUGGCAGAGGUUAGCCCGCUGUCAGCAGCCAACCUGUCUAUUGCUGCUAAGGAGCAGCAGAAGAACCACGCCAAGGGCAACAAGUCGGUGUGGGAGCAGAGGACGAGCGAGAUCCGCCGUCAGAACCUGAUGACGAGUCGCGAGGCGCUCUACAACGAGCUGGAGCAGGAUGACUGGAAGGUGGGAGGGGAAGGGGAAGAGGUGUCGUACCCACGGAAAGGACGUGGUGAUAUGAAGACCCACCUGGACCGGCCGCUGGUGGUCAACCCGCAGGACAACCGCAACAACAACACCAACAAGACCCAGCCUGGGGAGCUGCCUCUGGACCAGGAGUACCGGCGCCAGGACAUUGACCACUACCGCCGAGCUGCGCACCACUAUCACUACCAUCAUCACCACCAUCAGAAAACUGUCGCGCCUGACAAUGGAGAGACAGGUCAGCAGGCGGAGACCCGCAUGGAGCACGGCUUCAGCUGCACGUCUCUGGGCAACAUGGAGGCCCAGCAGGGGGAGGUGAGGCACAGCCACAGGAGCCACCGGGGCCACCGUUGCAGGAACAGGGAGGGCAGGGAGGCCCGCAGCGUGUCGCCCCACCACAGCGAGGGGGUCGAGGUGACCAACGAACACAGGAGGUCCCGGCAGCACCGCAGGGCAGCCAGGGAGGGGGAGGAAGGCAGGAGACACAGAUCCAGGGGGACGGAGGGAGAGGGCGAGAAAGGCGAGGAAGGGGAAGGACGGAAGACGAGACGGCAUCGCCAUGGCAACCAGGAGAGGAGCAGAGGACAUCGCACCAGAAAGGAGCACCACAGCACCGGGCCCAGCCUCUCCACCACACGACCCAUACAGCAGUACAACGAGGACCUGGACAACUUCCGCAACAACAGCAAACUGGCCAGUGCCCACGAGCACCCCUACGCCCUCCCACCGGAUCACCCUGACCAUCCCGACCACGUCAACAACCUGCUGAACUGCCGUGACGCAGACACACACACCCUGCUCCACAGCAUGGACAGUCUGAUCCUGACCAGCAUGGCCAAACCCAAGUACACCAAGAUAGACAUGCCACCUGUCUACCCCUACCCCUCCACCAACGCCAUCCUGCAAGUGAACAAGAACGCCAACACCGACCAGAAGAAGAAUGAGGAGAAGAAAGAGGAGGAAGACGAGGGAGGAGAUGAAGACGGUCCCAAACCUAUGCCUCCCUACAGCUCCUGCUUCAUUAUGUCCACCACAAACCCGUUUCGAAAGUGUUGUCACUACAUCCUGACGCUGAAGUAUUUUGAGUUCAGCAUCCUGUCUGUCAUCGCUAUGAGCAGCAUCGCCCUCGCUGCAGAGGACCCCGUCAACCCUGACUCACCGCGAAACAAUGUGCUGCGUUAUUUUGACUACAUUUUCACAGGCGUCUUCACAUUUGAAAUGUUGAUCAAGAUGGUGGUGCUGGGCUUGUUUCUCCACCAGGGCUCCUACUUCCGCGACUUGUGGAACAUUCUGGACUUUAUAGUGGUUAGUGGUGCUCUUGUGGCCUUCGCCUUCACGGGGAGCAGCAAGGGCAAAGACAUCAGUACAAUUAAGUCCCUUCGUGUGCUGAGGGUGCUGCGUCCUCUGAAGACCAUCAAGCGUCUCCCCAAGUUAAAGGCUGUGUUUGACUGUGUGGUCAACUCUCUGAAGAAUGUGCUGAACAUCUUGAUUGUCUACAUGCUCUUCAUGUUCAUCUUCGCUGUGGUGGCCGUGCAGCUCUUCAAAGGCCGCUUCUUCUUCUGCACGGACGAAUCCAAAGAGUUUGAGCGUGACUGCAGGGGCGAGUUCUUGGUGUAUGAAAGAGAUGAGGUUAAAGCGCAGAAGCGGGAGUGGAAGAAGUACGAUUUUCACUAUGACAACGUGGCCUGGGCCCUGCUCACCCUCUUCACUGUCUCCACUGGCGAGGGGUGGCCGCUGGUGCUAAAGCACUCAGUGGACUCCACUUAUGAGAAUCAGGGCCCUAGCCCAGGCUAUAGGAUGGAAAUGUCCAUCUUUUACGUGGUGUACUUCGUUGUCUUCCCCUUCUUCUUCGUGAACAUCUUUGUGGCUCUGAUCAUCAUCACCUUCCAGGAACAGGGGGAUAAGAUGAUGGAGGACUUCAGUUUAGAAAAGAAUGAGAGAGCCUGUAUAGAUUUCGCCAUCAACGCCAGGCCUCUGACUCGCCACAUGCCGAAGAAUAAACUGAGCUUCCAGUAUCGCAUGUGGCAGUUUGUGGUGUCUCCGCCCUUCGAGUACAGCAUCAUGGCUCUGAUUGCGCUCAACACCAUCGUCCUCAUGAUGAAGUUUGAUGGUGCAUCAGAAAUGUACGACAACGUCCUGAAGUACCUGAACAUCGUGUUUACCACCUUCUUCUUCAUGGAGUCACUCCUUAAGAUCAUCGCUUUCGGCCCUCUGAAUUUCUUCAGAGACGCCUGGAACAUUUUUGAUUUUGUCUCCGUCCUUGGAAGCAUCACAGACAUUUUAGUGACAGAACUAGGGAAUAACUUCAUCAACUUGAGCUUCCUGAGGCUCUUCAGGGCAGCUCGUCUCAUCAAGCUGCUGAGACAGGGAGAGACCAUCCGCAUCCUCCUGUGGACCUUCGUCCAGUCAUUUAAGGCUCUGCCAUAUGUGUGCCUGCUCAUUGCCAUGCUCUUCUUCAUCUAUGCCAUCAUCGGCAUGCAGCUGUUUGGGAAUUUGAAACUCGAUGACAGUGAAGACAAUGAAGAGAGUGCCAUCACUGAGCACAAUAACUUCAGAACCUUCAUCAUGGCCCUAAUGCUGCUGUUCAGGAGCGCUACGGGUGAGGCGUGGCAUGACAUCAUGUUGUCCUGCCUGGGUGGUAAGGAGUGCGACGAGGAGUCGGGGAACACCGAACCCGAAUGUGGCAGCACCUUUGCCUACACCUACUUUGUCUCCUUCAUCUUCCUCUGCUCUUUUCUGAUGCUGAAUCUGUUUGUGGCUGUCAUCAUGGACAACUUUGAGUACCUGACCAGAGACUCCUCUAUCCUGGGGCCGCAUCACCUGGACGAGUACGUAAGGAUAUGGGCUGAGUACGACGCUGCCGCCUGCGGGCGCAUACAUUAUAAGGAUAUGUACAGUUUAUUGCGAGUUAUCUCCCCUCCCCUGGGCCUUGGCAAGAAAUGCCCACAUAGGGUGGCCUGCAAGAGGCUGCUGCGCAUGGAUCUGCCGGUUGCGGAUGACAACACGGUGCAUUUUAACUCCACUCUCAUGGCUCUGAUCAGGACAGCUCUGGAUAUAAAGAUUGCCAAGGGCGGUGCAGACAAGCACCAGAUGGAUGCAGAGCUGAGAAAGGAGAUGAUGGCCAUUUGGCCAAACUUAUCCCAGAAGACACUGGACCUGCUGGUUACACCGCACAAGGCAGCCACAGACUUGACGGUGGGCAAAAUCUACGCCGCCAUGAUGAUCAUGGAAUACUACCGGCAGAGCAAGAUGAAAAAGCUGCAGGCACUGCGAGAGGAACAGAACCGACCGCCAUUAAUGUUUCAGCGCAUGGAGCCGCCCUCAGAGGGAGGGGGCACGGACGGCCAGGGGGGUCAAGGCCUCAACGGCCUCCCCAGCACCCAGCCUGACCUCAACAGCAUACCUCCUGAGGGUGGCAUGACUGAGAGCCAGUCGUGGGUGACGGCCAAAGCCCAGGAAAUGUUCCAGAAGACGGGUAACUGGAGCCCCGACAGACCCUACCCUGACGAUCUCCACGACAACCGUCACAACCCACAGACGGUAGAGAUGAGGGAGAUGGGGCGGGACGGGUACUCCGACACUGAGCCCUAUCACCCAAUGGAUGGGCAUGGGCGGACCCUCUCCAUGCCCCGCCUCUCGGCAGACAACCAACGGAGGAGACACAGGCCUCGCGGAAAUAACCUCAGUACCAUCACCGACACCAGUCCGAUGCGUCGCUCCACCUCCAGCCUGGUCCACGGCCGUUCGGGCCGCGGCGUGCGGCUGGACGACUACUCCCUGGAGAGGGUGGUGUCUGAGGAGGGGAGGCACGGAGGAGGACGCAGACACAGGGACAGGAGUCACCGGGCCUCACAGCGCUCCCUGACCAGAUACACCGACGCUGACACGGGCCUGGGCACAGACCUUAGCACCACCACGCAGUCGGGCGACCUUCCACCUAAGGAGCGCGAGCGGGACCGCGGCCGGACCAAGGACCGUCGCCACCACCAUCACCACCACCACCAUCACAGCUCCAUGGAUAAGGAGCGCUACGGCCCCGACAGGCACGACUACCCCCACAGGCAUCCCCACGACCGCCACUGGUCCCGCUCACCCAGCGAGGGGCCUGAUGGACGAGGACACAGACAGGGCAGUAGUUCGGUGAGCGGCAGCCCGGUCCCCUCCACCUCGGGGACCAGCACUCCGAGGAGAGGCCGUCGCCAGCUGCCCCAGACCCCUGCCGUCCCCCGUCCACAUGUCACCUACUCCCCCGCUGUCCGCAAGCCCAGCUACGGCCCCCCGGGGCCAGGCCGACUGCGCUCGCCCUCUCCCCGACACUUCUCCCCACCAGACCACGACAGAGGCUACCACCACAGACCCCCGUCACGCCAAGCUUCUCCCCACCACGGGGGCUCCUCCUCCCGGCACGGUUCGCCGCGCUCCCCUAGGCACCAGUCCCCGCGCUCGCCGCUCCACGGCUCACCCAGGUCCCCUCACCGAGGCCGCUGGAGCGGGCCUCCACCUGGGGACAGCCUGGAGGGCGACGGGCCCUUCUACGAGCGUGACUACGAGUACGAGCGGCACCAUGAGCCCCCCGCCUACGAGCAAAGCCUCUCCCACGGCAACCCACACCCACAUGGGGGGAAUCCUCACCCACACCCACGUUCACCUAGGACUGCCCGCCACGGGCCCCCUCCGCCCCCUCACCCGCAUCCACGUAGGGUGCCCAAUGGCUACCGCUCAUCCUCACCCUCCCCACAUCGGCGGGGGCCACCUGGGGUGCCCCCUCAUCCGCAUCACCGCCCCCCACAUGUCCGAGGGCCCCGCAAGGGCCUGCAUGAACCUUAUAGUGAGACGGACGAGGAUGACUGGUGCUAGCAACCACAGGGAGCGAGGGAUAAGGGCAGGAGAGGAGAAGAACAGCAGCUCCGGUGCUCUGGCCUUGGAUAUGUAGACUUUUAAUAAAGCAGAGGUGAUAAAAAUGUUGCGUGGGGUUGGACGCCCUCCGAACCCUCUACCUUCACCCCUCGAACUCUAAAUGAGAGGAAAGGGCAGAGGGGAGAGGGGUGAAGGUGCUGCAAAUCACCUUUUUCAGAUUUUGACUGAUGAAAUGAAAAAGAGACAGCCAAGACGACCAGGGCGAGGCCCGGGCACAGCUUACCUCUGCCUCUCUCAGUCUCAGAACUACACUUCCCAGAAUUCUAUGCUUGACCAGCGAGGCCAGGCUGCAGGAGGAAGAGAGAGGUGUGGGAACAAACAAAAAAAAAAAGCGAGGGAGGAGCAUGUGAAACCGCCGGGGAUGAUCGCGGUUUAUGAGGCCUAUAAGAGCACUUCUCCCAGACUGUCGCGCGAUUGGUUCGUUUGGUCAGAUGCGUGUCAUCUGUCGCUGAUGUAAAAGCCUGAAAACGAGCUGAUCACAGAGUCCAAUGCUUUGACUCUGCUCCUCGAACAGAUAAAGAAAAAUAAAUUAACAAAAAGCCAGGACCCCCUAACCCUUACAUGCCAAGCUAUGCCUCCAGAAAAUCAAACUUGAACAAUGAAGAACAAAAUGAAACUUUACGUGACAAACAAUGAAAAGAAAAAAAAGGGAGAACAACCACUUUAUCUUUAACCUUUUUCCUUUCCAAGGGACAGAACCAGGAAGCUCCGCCUAUACUGCAAAAACCAGCCAAUCACAGCGCUGGCUGAUAUUUGAUGAGUUUUAUCAUCUCUGUUUACUGUUAAAGACUCACUUAAAGCUGACGGAACUGGUGUGAAAUCACUUCCUGUCUGGCGGUGGUGGUAGUGCAGGGGAGUGGGGGCACGUGGGGAGGGCUCAGAUAACUAAGGAAGUCGGACACUUGGUCAAGCCCCUUCCUCCUCGGUUACUCAAGAUGACCUGACAGGAAAUGACAUCACACGGUUGAAUGGGGCGGAGGAGAGGAAAGGAGGGAUGGGGAAAAAGACUAAUUUCUUCAGUAUUUCUUCUAUCAAUUACUUCUCCUUCUUGUUCUUCUUCGGACAUUGGAGCUUGGUUCUUCUGUUGCAUUCGCUCAGCCUCCUUUGAUCUUUUUCGGAGUCCAAAAUUUGAUGGAAACCUGCAUGAUUGAUUAAAUACAUACUAGAGAGGAAAUCUAACUGGUGUGGGUGGGACCUGGGGGCUUUAUAGGAAACUUUGCAUUUAGGUUUACAAAAGAAGUUCUCUUCUUUCGGACUCUCUCUCUCUCUCUCUUACAUCUCAAAUGUAAUUUUUAGUUUUUACCGGAAACAGGUUUUGACAGUCGGCUGUUUUGUUUGUCUCUGCCGAUUUGGUUCAAAAGCUGCGUUUCUACGACCUGUUAAAAGACACUGCAGGAUUAAAGUUUCCUGUUGUGCUUGAGAGACAAGAGGGAGAAAGAGCGGAAAGAAGCGGACUUCUACCACACUUGAUUUAUUAUUGUUAAUGAUGAUAGUCUUAUGAAUAAUGAUAUCAAUGUCAAUGCAAAAUGACGAUGACAAUGAUGAUGAUACUGAUGAUUGAUUGAUGGAACUGUUGCUGUAGAUUUGUUGUCAUGUUAUUUGGAGUAUGCUAUGUCCAUCUUGUUUACAUCCGUUAUGUUUUUAUCCCCUUCUCCCCCGUUCAAUGACGUUUACCGGGUUCCUGAUGCCUUCCUGCAACGUUUCGGGGCAACGAUGGCUUGGGAAUAUUCACUUAGCAGCGUUGCGUGUUGUAACGCAACUCUUAAGAUACACUCUCUGUUCAGAAUGGUGGUCAGGGAUGCUUCGGUACCUGACCUGUAAUGAUUCGUGGGGUCAGUGCUCUUGUCAACCCAAAGAUCAAGAAGUCAGAGGAUGGGGUAGACCAGAUUAUUGGAAUGUGGAAGAGUUCGUCUGCAUUUUACACUGCAGAGGUUUCAGACAAGCCUGUUUUACUGAGGUUAACCAAGAAUUCUUCCACUUGCAGCCAAAAAACUACGAAUCUCAAUCUUCUCCCCCUGUCUGGCUCUGUAGUUUUGUAGUGCGAUCGGUUGCCGGCAGUGACAGCACAGUAUUGGUGGUACAGUGUUGGUGUCAGUCAGUAUUAAAUGGUGGUGUUCUCUUUUUUUUUUUUUUGCCACCAGGGGGGGAAGUUAUCAGCGCACAUAAUCCGCCCUGCCUUCCCCCUCUACAGGACAGCCUCCGGGCCACAUUCUGUUUUGUAGACCUGGAGUGAGACCUUAGUUGCUUCUCAAAGUCAAGGAUGCUUCCUCGGUACGAUGGUUCCUUCCAAGUCUGGUCCUACAGAGGCUAGGCAAGACUACUUCAUAGCUUUCAGUGAAUUUACAUUAGACCAGGUUGGCCAGUGCCCAGGUGUCAUUGAAGAGGUUUGCUGUCAAUUCUGGCAAAUCAUUUGAAAAUAAUUAUGCCCGCUGAGGAUACUCACAUGCAUCCUUGAAAAUGCUCAGAAGGAAGGACUCUGUCCUCUGUAGAGUUUGAAGGAUCCUUGAAAUCAGAACAGUCCUUCAGCAGAAUUCGAUGAUGUACUCCUAGAAAAUCAGCCAUCCUCCCUUGACUUUGAGAUUGUCUCUUAGACCCUGUUUAGACCUGGUAUUAGCAUAUGCUUUGGUGAUCCAAAUGCAAGUGGACAACCAAAAAAACAUCACCAUUUAUGCCUGUCCCUCUCAUGCGUCUUCAGCUGACCACUUAUAUUCAGAGUUCAUUACUGCCCCACAAACAGGUGUUGCGUCCACACUUUUGCUAGCUGCUCUGUAGCAUGCUUGCUACUUUGCAGUUGUGUCAGGACACCUGAAAAUGCUGCUGUCAAUAUUAACAAAGCGUCUCCUUUCAUCGGGCAAAAUGAGGGAAGGUCACGCAACACUUUGUCCAAUUUGACAUACACUGGGUAGGUUACAGAGCAUUAGUGCGCUGUCACCAAAAUAACCACCAUGACCUGCACUAAUGAUGUUGUUCUUGUCAGAGAUGCAUCAGGACUUCUUUUGCAUUUAUCCUACAAAACAUGUGGUCAAAUGCGUCCCAGACCACCACAGCAAGUGGCUCAAGUGAUCAGAUGGGAAGUUUGUCUUGGUGGCUGUUUAGUAUUUAGUGCUAUCCAGUUAUGAUCAGAUCACCCAAGAUGCUGAUGCCAGGUCUAAACAGCGUGCUAUGUCUUUGUAAGAUAUAUAGAUGAGGUCCAGUCCUAGUCAGGAAACAAGGACAUAGCCUGAGAGACGCCAUAUCUGUCCGUUUGUCGGCCUGUCCCUCUGUCUGCCUGUCUGUGCCAAUGCUGACCCCCCCACUCUCCAAUCCCUUCUCUCAGGUCUGGAUAACCAGAGAACAGUCACCAAAAUCACAGAUCCAAUCAUACGUGAGGUUGUAGCAAAGCUGAAACUUUCUCUGCCAAAACCCACUUCAGUAUCCACCAACCUCUUUCCUCAUCUUUCUUUUUCUGUCCAUUUGCUUUGACAUCUUUCAGCUUGCCAGAGAGACACAAAAAGGCAUCACAGGACAGAAACACUUAGGACUAAUAAUUUCAUCCUUAUUGUUAUGAGGGACAACAAUUAUUGAAUAUUCAAUAACUCUAGGACAAGAUGAUAAAGCAUAGAUAAAUAUAGAUGAUAAACAUAUAAAUCUAGAUAUGAUACAGUAGAUGUAGUUAUAGAUAACAGAGUAUAAUUAGAGUUUCAGAUAUUUAUUUAUUUUGCAUACCGUUCAUGCUCAUGACACGGUAGACGAUCUAGCUACUCUUGAGAAACCUCGCACUGUUCUCUUCGCAGUCGCAGAAGCCAGAAAACAAACCCCAGUCCACGUGUUUUGACUCUAUGCAGACCUCAUAAGCAUCCUCAUCGUAUUAUUUCGGAGGAGAAAACUGCAACGCUGUGGUACUGUAAAAGAACGAAACAGGAGCACGCAGAGCUGAGAAAAUGUGAAGAUCGACACCACGUUUGCACACGUCUCUUGACAUCGCACACAUACAGUGAAACCCCUUCCUUUCAUUUGUCCCUCUCCCGGCUGAUCCCUCCCCAUCUUUCUCUCCUCUCCCGAAAUGUGUUGCCUCCAGGCCUAGUAGUUGAGCAUAGCGUAGUGAAGUGGGAAUAGGGGGGGUUGUUUUUUGUUUGUUUGUUUGGCGGGAGACGAGGGGCGCAAACCCUUCUGCCAGCACCUCCCUAUCAAGUGAGGUCACGGCAAGUGGGGAAGCUUCCCCAAAACCCCCUACAGAGCCACAGUGCCUUCUGUAUCUGAGUCACAUUUGUCACCCUCCAUUCUCCUCGCCCUUUGCCGCUCUCGUCCACCCCCCCCUUACCCUCUGUAGUAAUCAAGAUCAACCACACUACGCCUUAAAAGUCGCGUCCCACCGGCUCCCAUGCUAGCAUAUAAAAAGGGAGAGCGGUGAUUUUGAGACUGGGCCAUCGGUGAGGAAAUAGCCAAGAGGCUAGCCUUGAAAAAUCAAUCAGUGUGUUAACAUGUACAUGAAUAACCUGUUUAUGAGGCUUAUUCCGGUUAUGGUUUUAUUUGGGAUAUGGUGUUUAAAUGAGCACAGAGAAUUCAGGUAAUUCAUAUUCCCUGUUUACAAGAUAAAUAGUAGUCCUGGGUACUGAUUACUGCAGCGUUAAUACAAGUUAAUCUGACAUUCUCAUAUCCUGUAACUGUAAAAUAAUUUGAUUGUGGCUUAAAAUGAAUCCCCUCUCACUUUUAAUGUAUUUAGCACUAUUAAAUGCCAGCAGAGUUAGAUCUUCAUUUUGAACAUAAAAAAUAUAAUAAAAGCCAGAGAAAAAACACCAAA
Molecule: messenger RNA, 11797 nt
Organism: Plectropomus leopardus (leopard coralgrouper)
Lineage: Eukaryota; Metazoa; Chordata; Actinopteri; Perciformes; Serranidae
Source: RefSeq, a predicted model, not a curated record